Nezara viridula (southern green stink bug) is the source of this 1005-nucleotide messenger RNA. Lineage: Eukaryota; Metazoa; Arthropoda; Insecta; Hemiptera; Pentatomidae. The record is from the annotation of a GenBank genome assembly.
GUCCUGGUCGGUCUGUCGUCUUGACAGUGUAGUAGUGUGUGUGUCUAUCCUGAGUGCAGUUAGAGAUAUCGGCAUGUUGAAGGUGAAUACUCCACAGAAAACAACACUUCGCUAUCCGCAGUUUGCUUCAGGCGAGAGGGAGGUACCGUCUGACAGCGCUGUGCAGGAGAUCAUCAUGCAAGAGUACAAGUACAAAAGAGAGCUAUGGAGACUGCAAAAGAUUUUAAGGAGGUCCAUGUCAUCGAACGACCCGCUACCAAUGUUCAACAGGAGGCAUCUUCUAAUCCUUAUAAAACGCUUGUGCAAGGACAUCGAAUACUCAACUUCACGGAUGAACAAAGACAUGGAUAUGUCUAGGUUGUCACACGUUUUGGAACAUUCGACACAGGUCCAACACAACCUUCUCUGCAUCGCUUAUACCGACGCGCUAUUCGAAAUGAGAGAAUUAUUACGAAGGGAAACUGCUCUCAGAAAUGACAGUAGCAUUUGCUACUGCACGGAGAUCCAUGGCGAGCGAGCAUUGCUUCCCCUUCACAGGCUGCGGUACCUCAAGGCGUUGUCUUGCUUUCCUCAACACCACAAGGACUCGUUGUCUUCGGCUUUGGACGGAUGUUUCGAAGUUUUGGCCUCUCUCCACAAUCCAGAUUACGUCGGUGAAAUAGACAACCUAUUGGAUUUCGCUUUGAUCAUGGGACCUCCGCCAACUUUGUGCUAUGAAAAUAUUACGCGCCAAAACGACUACAAUGAAAUAAUUCAGUUCAGAAAAGUCGAAGAACCAAAGGAAGACCACGAUUAUGAAGAGAUCGAAAUGGUACCGCUCAAACCAGCAGGCAAGAAACUAACAGAUUUAUUUUUCAACAAUAAUAAAAAAUAUCAGAAUACUCCGUUUUUUCAAACAAGCAGAUUCAGUGUCAGUACAGCAGAGUUGUGUAGAUAAUUUUAAUUGUUUUUAUAUAUUGAUAAAGAAAAGAAAAUAUUAGGCAUUGAGUGAGGACAAAUUUAGAA